Molecule: messenger RNA, 1746 nt
Organism: Brenthis ino (lesser marbled fritillary)
Lineage: Eukaryota; Metazoa; Arthropoda; Insecta; Lepidoptera; Nymphalidae
Source: the annotation of a GenBank genome assembly
AUGACCAACGCACCUGUGAAAAAAGUCCCCAUCCAUUUACAGAGUUCCCAGAACCGCCUUCUCAUCAAGAAUGGACGAGUUGUCAACGACGACGGUAUGGAGGACGCUGACGUUUACAUCGAGGACGGGGUCAUCAAGCAAGUCGGCCGAAACCUGAUCAUCCCUGGUGGUACCCGUACCAUCGACGCGACAGGCAAGCUCGUGAUGCCGGGUGGAAUUGAUCCUCACACCCACUUCGAGCUCGAGAUGAUGGGUGCUAAAACUGCUGAUGACUUCUAUAAGGGAACUAGGGCGGCUGUCGCUGGUGGUACUACCACUAUAAUGGACUUCGUGCUGCCUGAGAAAGGACAAUCGUUAAUUGAAGCAUACAACAAUUGGAGACAAAAGGCCGAUGGAAAGGUCUGUUGCGACUACGCACUACACGUUGGAGUGACGUGGUGGUCCCCAUCAGUGAAGAAAGAGAUGCAGCAGUUGGUGGCAGAGCAUGGCGUCAAUUCCUUUAAGAUGUUCAUGGCCUACAAAGAUGCAUGGAUGCUGGGAGAUUAUGAUCUGUGCUUGGCUUUUGAAACUUGUGCAGAGUUGAGGGCUUUACCCCUGGUGCACGCAGAAAACGGUAACAUAAUAGCUCGUAACACGGAGAAGUUGCUGGCAGCCGGCGUCACCACGCCCGAGGGACACGAGCUGUCCAGGAAUGAGGAGGUGGAAGCAGAGGCGGUGAACCGAGCUUGUGUUAUUGCUAACCAGAUGCACACCCCCCUCUACAUAGUGCAUAUGAUGUCUAAAAGCGCGGUACAAGCGCUUAGACUAGCUCGGACUAGGCAAAAGCAGCCCCUCUUUGGAGAAACCCUCGCAGCAACUGUUGGGACUGAUGGUACCCACUAUAAGAACGCUUGCUUCCGGCACGCGGCCGCGCACGUGCUGUCGCCGCCGCUGCGCCCCGACCCCGCCACGCCCGACGCCAUCGUCGACGCGCUCGCGCACGAUGAUCUCCAACUGAUCGGUAGUGACAACUGCACUUUUCACGAGAAGGACAAGGAAAUGGGGAAGGACAACUUCUGCAAGAUCCCCAAUGGGGUGAACGGGGUAGAAGAUCGAAUGGCUAUCCUCUGGCAGAAAGCUGUUAAUACUGGCGUGAUGGACCCGUGCCGCUUCGUGGCGGUGACGAGCACGAACGCGGCGCGCAUCUUCAACAUGUACCCUUCGAAGGGGCGCGUGGCGGAGGGCGCGGACGCCGACGUGGUGGUGUGGGACCCGCGCGCCGAGCGCGUCAUCUCCGCCGCCUCGCACCAUCACGCUGUGAACUUCAACAUAUUCGAGGGUCAGCGUGUGGUGGGCAGCCCGCAGUACGUCAUUGUAAAUGGUCGCGUCUGUCUCGACGAUGGCGACCUACGAGUUGCCGAAGGAUUCGGCAGAUUUAUAAAGACGCCAGCAAACUCCCCGUACGUGUACGGCGGGGAGGUGCCCAUGACGCCGCAGCCGUCGCCGCAGCCGCCGCACUCCCCGCACUCCCCCGGCAGGGUCACCAAUGGAACACCCACCGAGCUGAGCCUGGUGAACAAGCAGCUGGAGAGCGUGUCUGUAGGCGGGUCGGGCUGCAGCACGCCCACGGGCCGCCGCAUGCGCGAGCCCGGACAGCGCGACAUGCAGACCUCGUCCUUCUCCAUCAGCAAGGAAAUAGAAGGUCUGGAUACCAAAACCUCAGUGCGUGUCCGAAAUCCGCCCGGCGGAAAGUCGUCCGGCCUCUGG